Messenger RNA from Thrips palmi, 1423 nucleotides. It is a transcript of the gene Cralbp, whose product is annotated as clavesin-1. The record is from RefSeq and is a predicted model, not a curated record. Bases 86 to 1144 code for a protein of 352 amino acids. Gene Ontology annotation, cellular component: membrane. Lineage: Eukaryota; Metazoa; Arthropoda; Insecta; Thysanoptera; Thripidae. The transcript has 8 exons. Gene Ontology annotation, molecular function: phosphatidylinositol bisphosphate binding.
UGCUGGCGAGGGGCACCAAAACCCCCACAGUCGGCGUCGGCUGCACCCAGGGGACGGACGUCGUGGCUCCAGCUGUCCGGAGAAAAUGCCGUCCACCGCUGCUUCCGGAAAGGCCGAGGCCGCCGCGGCCCUCGGCGCGGCCCUCGGCACCACGGCCGAGCUGUCCGACAGGGCCCUGGCCGUGGCCAAGGCGGAGCUCCGGGAGGACCGCAGCACGCGCGAGCAGGCGCUGCAGCAGUUCAGGGACUGGAUCGCCAAGAACCAGGACUUGCAGAACUGCAGGACGGACGCGAGCUUCCUGCUGCGCUUCCUCCGCGUUAAGAAGUUCUCGCUGCCCAUGGCGCAGCAGACCCUGCUCAAGUACCUCAACAUGCGGCAGACCUUCGAGCACCUCAUCUUCGACCUCGACCCCAGCAUCCCCAGCGUGGACGCUCUCAUCACUAGCGGGUACCUGUUCGCCUCGCCCAUCCGCGACGCCAAGGGCCGCCGCGUCAUCAUCGCCCUGGGCGGCAAGAUGGACCCCUCCCGCUUCACCAACGUGGACAUGGCCAAGGUGCACUGCAUCACGUACGAGACCCUGAUGGACGACGAGGAGAACCAGGUGAUGGGCUUCACGCACUUCGCCGACCUGGAGGGACUGUCGCCCUCCUGCGUCACCAUGUGGUCGCCCACCGAGUUCGCCCACUGCCUGCGCUGGGGAGAGGUAGCCGCUCCUGGUCGUCCCCGUCCCCAUGCACUAACCGGCGAUGUCGCUCUGCAGCAAUCCCUGCCCAUGCGCCACAAGGAGGUGCACUUCCUCAACCUGCCCACGCCCCUCAAGUACGUCUACGACUUCGCGCGCAACCGCUUCAGCCAGAAGAUCCGCAGCCGGUUCUUGAUCCACUCGACCAGGGACGCGCUGCACAAGCACCUGGACAAGAAGUGCCUGCCGAGGGAGUACGGCGGAGACAUGCCCAUGGCCCAGAUGAUCGAUCUGUGGAAGGAGGAGAUCGCGUCCAAGCAGAAGCGCAUCAUGAGCCUGGACGACAUGAAGCUGCUCAGCGACCAGGGCAUCGUCACCAGGAAGACCACCAACCCCGCGGGCUCCACCUGCACCGGCGUGUCCACCAUCACCGGCUCCUUCAGGAGGCUCGAGGUCGACUAGGGCACCGGCCUGCCCGGAGCGCCCCGUCGGCCACCUCACCGACUGCAUCACCGUCCACGCCACCAAAGCCGCCACUGGCGACGGCACCCCUCGGCUGGUCCGAGAGGGAGGGAAACAACUGGAAUCUCCCAACGACUGACUUUAAUGGACCAAGUUUGUGAAAACGGUGUAAAGCACGCUGCUGGUUUCAGUAAUCAAUUUUUUAUUUAAUUUACGAAAGCUUAUAUCAAAUGCAAGACAAUGGACUCGAUACAAAAAUAAAGUGAUUUUUGAAAUGGU